AUGUUGCCAAGAUUCAGCUACCCAAACUACCAAAACAUGAUGGGGCUUGCAGUACCUCAAGCAAUGGGACAGAGCGCUGCCCCGGCCCUGCCAAUGGCCAAUCCGUACUUGGCCAGUCAGGGCCCAGUUCUGCCGAUGUCCCACAUGGAGAUGGCGUCUGCGCUGGAUAGCUGCAAAGCCCGCGCACAAGCGGCUGAGGCGCAGGUCGCACAACUCAUGCAGAUCAUGGAACUGAGCCAGAGCAAGGAGGCCCAUGAUCCCAUGGGCGUCCCUGCCAUGCAUCAUCGGCCGAGUUCGGCAUCCAUGCCUGAGGCUCAGCUCCCGCAGCGUUCGCUGCAACAGGCAUUGGGUGUGACGUUUCCUCAGACACGAGAGCGAAGCCCGUUAGGGGUUGAAGGCAGCCCCAGCAGUGACAUGAGCAAGCCGAUCGAGUACAUGGACCAGGAGAUGCUUCGCCUCCGGACGAAGCUGAAGCCCAAGCAAACCCUGCGCGGCUACCUCGAGGAGCUGCGCUCCGAGGACCCGAGGUGCAUCUUCAUCGUGAGGCGCAUCAAUAAGCUCGGGUUCCGCUCGAAGAGCAUGCUGGAGAGCCACUACGCACGCUAUGGCAAGGUUCUACAAGUGUGCGUGGCUCACUCGAAGGUGAAGCCGUUGCCCAAUUCCGGGCAAACCGCCCGCACCCGACCAGGCAACUUCGGGCUCGUGGUGAUGCAAGACCCCGCGUCGGUGCAAAAGGUCCUGGACAAGGGCCCAAUUCAUGCGGUGGAUGGUGUGGAGAUCUCAGUGCAAAAGUACCAGCCGAACCGCUUGGAGGAGGUGAGCCUUGGAGAAGAAGAACAGCUCAACGAAGGCCCGAAGACCGAGUCGAAGCGGAAGGUGCGGCACAAGGAUCUCGCCAACCGGCAAGCGCAAGAGGAGACCAGCGGCUCCACUCAGACGGGAAGCUCUGAGGGCAGCAACCGAUCCAUCAACGGGGGAGACGUGGUGGACGACUGGAACCGUCAGGAGUCUGGGAGCUCCAAUGUCUCGUCGCUGGCUGCAUCCUACGGAUCUGCUAGCUCGGCGCAGGCCGAGAGUCUCGCGAAGAUGCGGGCCGGGAUGGUGCAGUCAGAGCAGCCGGAGCCUUCCAACGAGUGGCGUGCGCCAAUGUGGGAGGCAUCGCAGGCUGCGCAGGCUGAGGAUCAGACCUUCUUGGUCUCCUUGUCGGCCCGAGAGCUGCACGAGCUCCAACAGAUGCUGCAGCCCCGCGCCGCCAGGACUGAGAAUGAGCUCGUGGAUAUCUUGGAAUGCCUUCAGAACAUGGCAAAUGACUCCCACAAGAUGCAAGGCUGCUCCCGUGAACAGAUGCUGGAGGCCGCAGGCUUGGUGUCCAGCUUCAAGCGCCAGCUGUCAUCGCUCUACACCGAGUGCAAGGCCAAACUCGCGGACAUCAACGCCACCGCCGCCGCGGCCGCGGCACCGAUGCCGCAGCUGGAUUUGGCAACUCUGAUGGGCCUCAACGGUAUGCCAGGCUUACCCCCCACCUCGGUGGGCGCGUUGCCCCCCACAGUGGGGGCGUCGCCCUCCGUGCAAGCGCAGGCCAUGGCCAUUCUGCAGGCGCAGCAGCAUCUGAACUUGCUGCAGGCGCAGUUGGGUGCAGGCUUGUCUUCCUGGAUGAACACGGCCCCUGGCGCGCCCUGCCCGGCACCGUCGGAGCCAUCGGCUUCUCAUAUGUUGCGUCACCCGCAGGAGGAAGCUGCCGAGGGCGUCAGCGAGCAGAACGAGGCCUUGCGGUCUGGGUGGCCCAGAAUGGACUCGAUCGAGGAGCUGGUCGCCUUGGAGCCUGGCGUCCUUGGCACGGAAGCCACCGUGCGCGGCGAGGUGCUGAGCCGCCGGGUGAAGUCCAGGCACCUGGUCUUCUGCACCUUGCAGGUGGAGUCCGGCGAGAUGCUGGGCCUUUGCUUUGCCGCAGCGCUCAUGGAGAAAGUGGAGGCGAGCGACGCGGCGUGGCUUCCGCCGCCCGCGCGGCGGAACGACCUGGCGGUCGGCGCGCGGGUGGAGGCGCAGGUCCUCCGCGCUCCGCGCUUCCGGCCGGAGCCGCUGGCGCGCCGCUGGCGGCUGCUGGAGGCGCCGCAGAUUGGGCUCAGGGAUGCAAAGCACUUGGUGCGGAGGGAUGAGGCACAUCGUCGGGCUCAGCAGCUGCUGCCAGACCGCCCCUUGGCGCUUUGCAAGCGCUGGUCCGGCUGCGCGGCGGGAGAUUGCGAGGCCUCUUGCGGCUUCCGGCACUACUUCGAGACAGAGGCCGAGGAGGCCAAGGCGCAAAGCGCGGCCGCCGCGCGGCUGCGGUCGCAGCGGCUGCAGCGCGAGGAGCUGGCGGCCUACGACGGCGACGGCGCGGGAGGCGCCCACGACAAGGCGGGCAAGCGCCAGCGCGCCUGGAGCUUUGCUGCGUGGCUGGUGCAGCGCUACGGCCACGAGGCGCUCCAAAACGGAGUGCUGGACGUGGCAGGCGGCCAGGGGGACUUGUCCUGGGUGCUCAGCGUGGAGAAAGGCAUCCCCUGCACUUUGGUGGACCCCGCACUAAGAAGAGACGGCGCGCUGAAGAGCUGGCAGCGCCGGGCUCUUCGGAAGCGAGGCUGGCAGGAGGCGUUCUCGCACCUGGCGGUGAGCUUCGAGGAGAAGAACUUUGACUCGGGCGGUCACCAGGCGUUGCUUGCCAGCGCUUCCCUGGUGGUGGGCCUGCACCCCGACGAGGCCACGGAGGCCAUCGUGGACCUCGCGCUGCGCUACGGCCGGAAGUUCGCGGUGGUGCCGUGCUGCGUUUUCGCCCAGCUCUUCCCCCACCGACGUGCACCCGGAGGUGAAGAAGUGCGGACGCUGAGCCAAUUCUGCGCGUACCUUCGCGCCAAGGACGCACGGAUCCAGGAGGCGAUGCUGGACUUUGAGGGCCGCAACAAGGUCUUGUACAUAGCUUGA
This is a messenger RNA of Effrenium voratum, 2955 nucleotides long. The record is from the annotation of a GenBank genome assembly. NCBI's taxonomy places the organism in Eukaryota, Dinophyceae, Suessiales, Symbiodiniaceae.